Molecule: messenger RNA, 390 nt
Organism: Scheffersomyces coipomensis
Lineage: Eukaryota; Fungi; Ascomycota; Pichiomycetes; Serinales; Debaryomycetaceae
Product: RNA methylation protein
Exons: 1
Coding region: 1-390 (129 amino acids)
Biological process (GO): rRNA (guanine-N7)-methylation; peptidyl-glutamine methylation; tRNA methylation
Molecular function (GO): protein heterodimerization activity
Source: RefSeq, a predicted model, not a curated record
AUGAAAUUCUUAACUACUAACUUUGUGAAAUGUCCUAUUAAAGGCUGUCAAUCCUCAUUAGAUGCUUUUCCUUUAAAAUAUGAAGAAUGUCAAUUAGCUCAAGAAGAACAAGAAUAUAAUCCUGAAUUCUUAUGUCAUAUGUUAGAAAGAUUAGAUUGGAAUGCUAUAUUAAAAGUUGCCCAUGAUUUAGGUAAUGAUAGUUUACCACCAACCAAACCAGAAGAUUUAGAUCCUAUAAUGGAAGAUGAUCAAGCUAUCUUAAAGGAUUUACAUACUUUAUUAUUGGAAACUCAAGUAGUUGAUGGUAAAAUGGUUUGUAAGAAUUGUCAACAUAUUUAUUAUAUUAAGAAUUCUAUACCUAAUUUCUUAUUACCACCUCAUUUAUGUUAG